Acanthoscelides obtectus is the source of this 444-nucleotide messenger RNA. The record is from the annotation of a GenBank genome assembly. Lineage: Eukaryota; Metazoa; Arthropoda; Insecta; Coleoptera; Chrysomelidae.
AUGUACCAUGCCUCGUCUGUGGAGAUACUUUUGGCAACUCUAGACCUGGCGAAACAUGGAUUGAGUGCAAUAUGUGUCAAAACUGGGCUCAUCAAUUAUGUGCUGAUUACAACAGAGUUCACUUAUGAUGUACAGGUGAACACAAAGGAACUUGUCACAUCAGGCAGCUGUGGUGGUGUACUGGUAGCCCCUAUGUGUCUCCGUUUCAGUCGCUGUGAGCUGCAUGGGUUCGAAUCCUGUAUCUUGACUUUGGAUGUCGGUUCGACUAUUGGUGGUAGACAGUCUCGGGCUGUCAGAUGUGGAGGUAGCAUCCAGCGGAUCUCUGAGGGGGCGUCAAUUAAUUACGCUAAAUGUUCAGAAGAGAAGGGGGUCGAGCUGAAUCUCACCUCAUCGUGUGCAGUAGACAAGGAGGCUUCGAUAAAUAUCCCCGCAAAAGCAGUAUAG